Messenger RNA from Brenthis ino (lesser marbled fritillary), 573 nucleotides. The record is from the annotation of a GenBank genome assembly. Lineage: Eukaryota; Metazoa; Arthropoda; Insecta; Lepidoptera; Nymphalidae.
AUGUUCUGCUUAAAGGUGCGCACACACGUAGCGCGCGGGCGGCACGAGCUGGCGGCGCGCCUGCUGCUGCGCACCGUCGACGAGAUCGACUUCUUCCCCACGCUGCAACACCAAGUGUCGAUCCUGACGUCGGCCGUGAUCGAGUGCGGGCGCGCCGGCCUCAAGCACGCCGCGCUGCGCUGCGCGCGCACGCUCAUGCGCCCCGAGUACCGCGACCAGAUAGACCCCAAGUACGCCAAGAAGAUCGAGUCGGUGGUGCGGCACGGCGCGCGCGGGCCGCCGCCGCCCGCGCCCGCCGCGCCCUGCCCGCGCUGCGGCGCCGCCGUGCCGCGCGCGCUGCUGCACUGCGCGCGCUGCGAGGCCGACCUGCCCUUCUGCCUCGCCACCGGUAUGCACAUUGUUAAAGAUGAUCUCACAGCGUGUCCGGAAUGCGACUUCCCCGCUAUUUAUUCUGAAUUUAAAGAAAUUCUACGGGACGAAGGCAAGUGUCCGAUGUGCGGUGAAAACGUGGAUUAUCGCAGACUCGUUAAAAUAGACGAUGUAGCUUUAUAUUUGGACUUUAAGAGCGGGGAA